AUGGAGCAAAAAUGGGAAAAAUAUAUGACAAAAAUGGACAUGUUAGGUGAAAUUAAAGAUGUGAUGUCAAAUAACAAAUAUGCUUCCUACAAUCCUGCAAUUGAAAAAAUAUUGCUUGCUCGGUGGGAGAAGAUGACGAUUCCAUUACAUUGUUUGGGAUUUGCUUUAUGUCCACGAUUCUAUGAUAUAGGUUAUCUUUCAAUUUCAACACCUGGUCGAAUAGCUAGAAAAUCACCCAACUUAGAUAAAGAAGUGGCAUUUGUCAAAAUGCAUCAAAAAAAAAUUGUGGACACAAUUUCACGUGGGUUGUAUUUGGAACUACAAGUAAAGGAACUACAAGUAAGGAGAGUUGAAGAAUUAAGGCACAUAAUAAAGGACAGGUUACAACAUAGAAAUGUGUUGAUUGUUCUUGAGGAUGUUGACAACCUUGAGCACCUAGAAGAGUUAGUUGGAUCACGUGAUUGGUUUGGGGAAGAAAGUCGAAUAAUAAGAACAACUAGAGAUGAACAUAUAUUAACCGGUCACAAAGUAGACGUGAUACAUAAUAUUAGUUUGUUAAACAAUGAUGAGUCUAUGAAGCUCUUUUGCAAGCAUGCACCUUUUGGUCACAAACCUAUAGAAGAUUAUGAGCUUCUUUCACAAGACGUGGUUGCUUAUGAUGGUGGGCUCCUAUUAGCACUUAGACAUCCGGGUCGUUUUUUAUGUGACAAAGAUAUGAAUGAGUGGAGGAGUGUCUUGGCUAGAUUGAAUGAGAUAUUGUGA
Lactuca sativa (garden lettuce) is the source of this 762-nucleotide messenger RNA. The record is from RefSeq and is a predicted model, not a curated record. Lineage: Eukaryota; Viridiplantae; Streptophyta; Magnoliopsida; Asterales; Asteraceae.